GCCAGUCCGGCUCUCCGCGCUCACCGGGGUCCGGGCGAGCCCUGAGCGCCUUGGACCAAUCCAAAGCGAUUAUGCAAGACGGCGGACCAAUCAGCUCCGCCAGCUCAUGAAUAUUCAUAGACUUGGCUGAGUCAAAGCUUUUAGGCGAGUUUGUGUAGAUCUACAGCAUCAUGCUUAGACUUUUCAAAGAGACAAACUCCAUUUUCUUAUGAAUGGAAAGUGAAAAACCCUGUUCCGCUUAAAUUGGGUUCUUUCCUGUCCUGAGAAACACAACAGACCCCAAAAAGGCAAGCUGAAGAGAGAACACACACACAGACCAAGCGACAAGAAAUGACCAUGACUACCAUGCCAGAGAGUCUAAAUAGCCCCGUCUCAGGGAAGGCUGUUUUUAUGGAGUUUGGGCCGCCCAGCCAGCAAAUGUCUCCUUCUCCCAUGUCCCACGGACACUAUUCCAUGCACUGUUUACACUCCGCGGGCCACUCUCAGCCUGACAGCUCGUACAGCACAGCUUCGUCCUUCUCCCGACCGCUGGGCUACCCCUAUGUGAACUCGGUCAGCAGCCACUCGACCAACCCCUACAUCAGUUCAGUGCAGUCCUACCCCAACAGCUCCAGCCUGACUCAGACCCGGUUAGAGGAGACAGGGGCCGAAUCGGAGAAAAGCACUGUGGUAGAAGGAGGGGAAGUUCGCUUUAAUGGGAAAGGGAAAAAAAUCCGCAAACCCAGAACUAUUUAUUCCAGUUUGCAGCUGCAGGCUUUGAAUAGGAGGUUCCAGCAAACUCAGUACCUGGCUCUCCCAGAAAGAGCUGAGCUCGCAGCAUCUCUGGGACUCACUCAGACCCAGGUGAAGAUUUGGUUUCAGAACAAGCGCUCCAAAUUCAAGAAGCUGAUGAAGCAAGGAGGGGCCGCCCUGGAGAGCAGCGCCUUGAGCAACGGCAGGGCUCUUUCAGGAAGCUCGCCGCCGGUGCCCCCGGUGUGGAAUACCACCUCCGCAUCCGGUAAGGCCUCGUCGGGGACCCCGGGCACCUACAUCCCCAGCUACACGUCGUGGUAUCCUUCAGCCCAUCAAGAAGCAAUGCAGCAGCCGCAGCUUAUGUGAUUAUAAACCCUUUUACCCUACCGCAAGCACUACCGGUCAUGAAAAUAAUUUAAAUUAUUACGGAAACAAAAACAAUCAAACAAACAAAAAUAAAAUUAAGGAAAAUAAAAGGAAAUGGGGGGGAAGGAAAAAGAAAAAAAAAAAAGAAAAAAAAAAAGAGAGAGAGAGAGAAGAGAGAGGGAAAGAGAGAGGAGAGAGAAAAACCCACAAAGAAACCCAAGCGUGCAAACAAACAGGAGGUCUCUUGCCCAUCCAGCCAUUAGGACGCUGCACUGUAGCUCGGUGCAGGAGAGCACAGAUGUGAUGCGGGCCGGUUCCCACCGCUGACAGCUGACGGAGCGGCCCCGAGCACCGCACAACAGCCCGGGAGCAGAGCGAGCGGCGGCCGCGGCUUUGUGGGACAAUCAGAGAAAGAUGUUUGUGGGGGGGAAGUCCUCUCCUCUGUCCUGUCUGUCUGUGUCUGUUGAAAUGUAGGUCAUUUAUUUACCACCCGGACCUGACGGUCUCUUCAAUUGCAAAGAGAAAGGAAGCUGUACAAUUUCCAGAGCUUCUUUCCCUCGGCGUUUUCUGUAUCUUUCACUCUUCAUCUAUAUAUUUUUUGUUGUUGUUAAAAGGGGAACACAGGGUUUUUAUUUAUUGAUUUAAAUUACCACUACGAGAAUGCUAGAGACAAAUGGACAAUCCGGCUUGAAUCCACUGUUCGGACACACAGAUUACCUUAAACAAAAUCACACAAAAUCACUCCCCUGGCCGCGGUCCCCUCUCCCCCAAUAAAUUACCGCAAGAGAAGAAUGCGAUUUUUAACUUUUACAAUAACUUUUAUACUUCGCUGGUGUGGAGAGGUUUGUUCCGAAUGAUUUGCAUUUCUUGCGUAUUAAACAAAAUGAAAUAAAUAAAUACACAUUGUAUGGUAGUCUGAAGUGGAACUGCAGCAGCUGCCGAGCGCUUUGCUGAGGUGAAGCAAGGCAUGGAGUACGGAAAGACACGAGGGCGGCAGCGGGGGAGCACCCGCCGGGCGGGCGCAGCCGCGCAGCCUCGGCGAAGCUUCCCGCGGAAAGCCGGUCCGAAGUCGAAAUGCACAAACCGACGUGCAGGAGCUACUCUCUGUACAUAUUUUAUUCUUUAUUAUUAUUAUGAUUAUUAUUAUUAUUGUUCUGUAAACAUGUUGCACAAAUUUAGCCUUUUUCUAUUAUUAUUAUUUUUUCUGUUCUGUUUCGUGUGGCUGUAAAACAUGAUGCUUUGUGUACUGAGAUCCUGACAUUUUACUUGUGAAACUCGGAAGAUGUGAUAAGCUGAGUUCGUCUGUGUUUAGUGUUCUAUAUGUCAAAGUUUAGUUUUAUAUUGAGAAUGUUAACUUAUUACUUUGUAUCUGGGGAAGGAAAAAAAAACCCACACAAGCAAACAAAACCCCACAAAUCUUUGUAUAUAAGUUAUAAAGUUUCUUUGAGACAGUAAAAUUAUGGUUUGGAAAAAGAGA
Messenger RNA from Dryobates pubescens (Downy woodpecker), 2575 nucleotides. It is a transcript of the gene DLX1, whose product is annotated as distal-less homeobox 1. The transcript is spliced from 3 exons. Gene Ontology annotation, molecular function: RNA polymerase II cis-regulatory region sequence-specific DNA binding; DNA-binding transcription factor activity, RNA polymerase II-specific. NCBI's taxonomy places the organism in Eukaryota, Metazoa, Chordata, Aves, Piciformes, Picidae. The record is from RefSeq and is a predicted model, not a curated record. The coding region runs from base 331 to 1098 and encodes 255 amino acids. Gene Ontology annotation, biological process: embryo development; cell differentiation; negative regulation of transcription by RNA polymerase II.